CCAACCAACACCCAAAUCACUCAAAUUCUCUUUCUCCUCUUUUCGUUUUUAGGGGGGCGUUGGAUUUUUAUUAUUUCAUUCAUUAAUUUGUUCAUUUUUGCUUUUUAAACAAAAGGGGUUGCCAUUUUUUUGCUCUUCUUUCAUGGCAUUGGCAAUACACAUUAAAUAAGUCACGUAUCAGUUACUAAAAGCCACAUUGAUGUCUCCUGUUCUGUAAAGGUUGUAACCUUUUUGUUGUUGUAAAUUGCCAAAACCUUUUUUGCUACACACCUUCUAUAUCUUCACACAUUGCACUUAAAAUCAAAUCCAAUUUCAUCACGAAAUGGUGCUUAAAGGAUCAAGCUUACGGCAAAGACUUGCCGUCGUUCUAGUUCUUUCUGUUUUUGCUCUUGUUCAGGCUGAGGAUCCUUACAGAUUCUUCAACUGGAAUGUUACUUAUGGUGACAUUUACCCACUUGGUGUUCGCCAGCAGGGAAUUCUUAUUAAUGGGCAAUUUCCAGGGCCUGAUCUCUAUUCUGUUACUAAUGACAAUCUCAUCAUCAAUGUUUACAACAACUUGGAUGAACCUUUUCUUUUAUCAUGGAAUGGGAUGCAGCAAAGGAGAAACUCGUACGAGGAUGGAGUGUACGGCACAACAUGCCCAAUCCCACCGGGCAAGAACUUCACUUACAUUUUACAAGCGAAAGACCAAAUCGGUACCUUUUACUACUUUCCAUCCCUUGCUUUCCACAAGGCUGCUGGUGGAUUUGGAGGCAUCAGGAUCCUCAGUAGGCCCAGAAUCCCGGUCCCUUUCCCCGACCCUGCCGGCGAUUUCACUGUUCUUAUCGGAGACUGGUUCAAGACUGACCAUAAGAAACUGCAAGCCAAGCUAGAUAGGGGUCAUAAACUUCCCUUCCCUGAUGGUAUUCUAAUCAAUGGUCAUGGUCCUAAUGGUGCAUUCUUCACAGUUGAACAAGGCAAAACUUACAGGUUUAGGAUCUCAAAUGUGGGGCUUCAAAAUUCACUGAAUUUCAGAAUUCAAGGUCAUAAAAUGAAGCUGGUGGAAGUAGAGGGAACCCACACCGUUCAAACCAUGUAUGAGUCACUUGAUGUCCAUGUGGGUCAAUCCUAUUCGGUGCUUGUUACCAUGGAUCAAUCUUCCCAGGAUUUCUACAUUGUGGCCUCAACUCGUUUCACUGACAAGAUCCUUACAACUACUGCCACUCUUCAUUACAGUAACUCCAACAAGGCAGUUUCAGGCCCUAUUCCCGGUGGACCAACCGACCAAAUCAACUGGUCUCUUAACCAGGCUCGAUCCAUCAGGACAAACCUGACAGCAAGUGGACCAAGGCCAAAUCCACAGGGAUCAUAUCACUACGGUCUUAUUAACAUAACCAGAACAAUCAAACUAGUGAGCUCAGCUGAUCAAGUCAAAGGGAAACAAAGAUACGCAGUUAACAGUGUUUCUUUCAUUCCAGCUGAUACACCUUUGAAACUAGCUGACUACUUCAAAAUUGGAGGUGUUUUCCGAGUUGGAAGCAUCUCGGAUAAGCCAACCGGUCAAAACAUGUACCUUGAUACAUCAGUCAUGGGUGCUGAUUUCCGUGCCUUUGUGGAAAUUGUGUUUGAGAACCAUGAAAGCAUUGUCCAGAGCUGGCACAUUGAUGGAUAUGCCUUUUGGGUUGUUGGCAUGGAUGGAGGAUUGUGGACACCGGACAGUCGUAAAGAGUACAAUUUAAGAGAUGCAGUUUCACGGUCCACCACACAGGUAUAUCCAAGAUCAUGGACUGCUAUUUACAUGGCACUUGAUAAUGUUGGAAUGUGGAAUGUGAGGACUGAAUUUUGGGCUCGGCAAUAUCUGGGACAGCAGUUUUACUUGCGAGUUUAUUCACCUGUGAAUUCACCGAGGGAUGAAUAUCCUAUUCCAAAGAAUGCCCUGCUCUGUGGCAGAGCCCAAGGGAAAAGCACAAGACCUCUCUGAAACAUUUGCACCUGAAACUGUUCUUAAUUAUUUAACACCAUUACAAAAGUAUAAAAUAACCAAAGCUUUAAGCUCUCUUAUUCUUUUUUUUUCUUCGGAAUUUGUAUUUGGUUUGUAACCAUAGAAUUGUCAAUAAAUGUAUCACAUUAAGCAUUCUUUUGUUGUGUAAAAGAUUAUAUUAUAAAGUUCAAUCUCUGUUAUAAAUAAAUCCUGUAAACCUUACUCUA
Messenger RNA from Gossypium raimondii (Peruvian cotton), 2187 nucleotides. Its product is annotated as L-ascorbate oxidase homolog. The transcript has 8 exons. The coding region runs from base 323 to 1960 and encodes 545 amino acids. Gene Ontology annotation, molecular function: oxidoreductase activity; copper ion binding. The record is from RefSeq and is a predicted model, not a curated record. NCBI's taxonomy places the organism in Eukaryota, Viridiplantae, Streptophyta, Magnoliopsida, Malvales, Malvaceae.